UGCUUGUGUUGUACUGGCAAGGCUAAGCUUUCCUCUGAUCCUUUUUGGUUCUGAGCAUUGCGCAUGAGCAGAUAGUGUAUACUGCCUCUGGAAACUGAUGAUAGCCUCUGUACCGUGGCAGGACUCCUUUCACAGAGAAACUUGGAAUCAGCUCUGAAAUUGAGAUCACAUCCAAUGCAUGGAUUGCCUACUAUUCUAAACUACCAGAGUGCAACGGGAAACUACCAGGGAGUAAGUCUUAUCAAGGAUGAAACUAAUCCUUACCACAACAAAGAGGCUAGUCGAUCACAAUCAUGCAGCAACAAACAUUUUACUGGAUCACUGUAGCCAUCAAGCUGGUUUUGUGCCUGUUCCUAUGGCUCCCUGGAUCACAAGCUUCAGUUAGCUUUAAGCCCAACAUAGUGCUGAUACUGGCUGAUGAUCUUGGUAUUGGAGAUAUAGGCUGCUAUGGUAAUGAUACCAUAAGGACCCCUAAUAUUGACCGUCUAGCAAAGGAAGGAAUAAAACUGACUCAGCACAUUGCUGCGGCUCCACUUUGCACUCCAAGCAGAGCAGCCUUCUUGACUGGCAGAUACCCCAUCAGAUCAGGUAUGGAUUCCACUAGCGAAUUUCGUGUUAUUCAGUGGAAUGCCGGUUCAGGAGGCCUCCCUCCAAAUGAAACCACAUUUGCCAAGAUAUUGCAGAAGCAAGGCUAUAUCACUGGACUCAUAGGAAAGUGGCAUCAAGGUAUUAACUGUGAAUCCCGCAACGAUCAUUGCCAUCACCCUUUAAACCAUGGGUUUGAUUAUUUUUAUGGUAUGCCUUUUAGUCUAAUGAAUGACUGUCACAUAACAAAACCUCCAGAGAAGGACAGAGCCUUGAGAUCCAAACUUUGGCUUCUUACUCAGAUACUUAGCCUUGCUGUACUCACACUUGUUGUAGGAAAACUUGCUGGCUUGGUCUCAGUCAGCUGGAAAAUAAUGAUCUGCUUUGCUUGGUUUGAUCUCUUGUUCUUCAUGUCCUGGUUCUCAAUGUAUGGAUUCACAAGAUUCUGGGACUGUAUUAUGAUGAGAAACCAUGAAAUUACGGAACAGCCAAUGGUGUUAGAAAGAACCGCAUCUACUUUAUUGAAAGAGGCCGUCUUCUUUAUUGAAAGAAACAAGCACAGACCAUUCCUCCUCUUUGUUUCCCUUUUACAUGUCCACACCCCACUUAUCACCACAGAGAGGUUUCUUGGGAAGAGUAGACAUGGUUUAUAUGGAGAUAAUGUAGAGGAGAUGGACUGGAUGGUAGGCAGGAUUUUGGAGGCUAUUAGCACAGAAGAUUUGAAAAAUAGUACACUCAUUUAUUUUGCCUCUGACCAUGGUGGAUUUUUGGAAGCUCAAGAAGGAAAAGCCCAGAUGGGUGGUUGGAAUGGAAUAUACAAAGGUGGAAAAGCUAUGGGAGGCUGGGAAGGAGGAAUCCGUGUGCCAGGGAUAUUUAGGUGGCCAGGAAUGUUACCUACAGACAUAGUCAUCGAUGAACCUACAAGCCUUAUGGACAUUUUCCCUACGGUGGCUCAUCUGGCGGGUGGGACAGUGCCACAGGACAGGAUAAUUGAUGGUCGGGACCUCAUGCCAUUACUGCAGGGAAGAGUUCAGCACUCAGAGCAUGAGUUCAUGUUUCACUACUGUGGUGUGCAUUUACAUGCAGUGCGGUGGCACCAGAAAGACAGUGGUGCAAUAUGGAAGGCUCAUUAUGUGACCCCAAAAUUCAGUCCAGAAGGUGCUGGAGCUUGUUAUAGAAUUGGAAUUUGCCCAUGUUUUGGAGAAGGUGUAACCCAUCAUGACCCUCCUCUGCUGUUUGACCUCUCACAAGACCCUUCUGAGGCCAAUCUUCUCUCACCUGGCACUGAGCCCCUAUUUGACACAAUAAUAAGCAGAAUAGAAAGAGCAGUGGAAGGGCAUCGCAGGACACUGACUCCAGUUCCACAACAGCUGUCUUUGUACAACAUUAUGUGGAAACCUUGGCUUCAGCCCUGUUGUGGGACAUUUCCUUUCUGUUGGUGUGAUAAAGAAGGUGACAGUACGCAUGACUCAAAGUGAGUGGCGGUUGACAAAAAUCCUGUAACAGCGAAUACUUUGCUACAGCCAGCUUUUAAUAAUAUCAUUUCUAAAUAGCAUGUUGUCUUGGGCCAAAUUAUACCUUAAAUAGCCAUCUCCUCCCUCUUUCUCCUUCCUGAGGAACUAAAUGACUAAAAACCAAAGACUGGGCCUUAGCUCUUCCCAUUUCUCCCUCUCCCACUAGUAAAAUGUACUGUGGAAAGCACUUUCUACGUGAAAAAGAACCUGCAGAGACUGAGUUCCUAAAUACGAAUUUUGAAGCCUAACUUUAGGCAUCCAUUUUCAAUAGAAAAUUGGCCAUAGUGCAUCCAGAUGUAGUGGUUUGAGGAUUACAGCUGCUUCCUUUUCCCAGAUCACCACAACCUAAAAGAGGCAUAAUUCAUUCAGUCUUUAUGUUUGGCUAUGUUUAUACAGCUGUAGAUAUGCAUACCUAAAAGGCAGAUGGACAGAGAGAGAAAGUGGUUUACCAAAAGCAUUCUACAAUUUUUCAACAGUUUUUGAACAAACUGCAGCUUUAAUGGAACUAGAGCAAAGUAAAUGAUCUUAAGCUAUGUAAAGCACAAUAUGGCUUUGUAAUUUUUUUUUCAGUUGUACAAUCAUUACUAAAAGAAGAGGCCUAUUUUAUUACUGCGAAAGGGGUCCUGUUAUAGUUUUGCUUUGUAAUUGACCAUUUUAGUCAAUGGCACGAAUAAAAAUCUCUCCGAUAAACUUA
This is a messenger RNA of Gavialis gangeticus (Gharial), 2793 nucleotides long. Its product is annotated as arylsulfatase D-like. Gene Ontology annotation, molecular function: arylsulfatase activity. The coding region runs from base 294 to 2063 and encodes 589 amino acids. The record is from RefSeq and is a predicted model, not a curated record. Lineage: Eukaryota; Metazoa; Chordata; Crocodylia; Gavialidae. The transcript has 13 exons.